Messenger RNA from Vigna umbellata (rice bean), 1689 nucleotides. The record is from RefSeq and is a predicted model, not a curated record. Lineage: Eukaryota; Viridiplantae; Streptophyta; Magnoliopsida; Fabales; Fabaceae.
GCACCACGUGAAUCCCCAAUUCCCCAAUUUCCCUUUCCCUUUAUUUAUGCCAUCAUCAUCUCUCUCACGAGAAGCCUAACCAAGAGAAGAGAAAACAAAAAAGAGAGAAAGAAAGAUGAGUAGUAACGGCCAUGGAUGCUGCAAAACAGGGCCAGGCUACGCUUCACCGCUGGAAGCCAUGUCUGGUCCAAGAGAGUCUCUCAUUUAUGUCACCUCUGUCUAUUCAGGAACGGGAAUUGAGAAGCCUGACUAUUUGGCCACAGUGGACGUAGAUCCAAACUCUCCCACUUAUUCCAAAGUCAUCCAUAGGCUACCUGUUCCUCAUUUGGGUGAUGAAUUGCAUCACACUGGCUGGAAUUCGUGCAGCUCUUGCCAUGGAGAUCCCUCGGCUCAGCGACGAUUUCUCAUCGUGCCUGGGCUCGUAUCGGGUCGCGUAUAUGUUAUUGAUGUGAAAACAAAUCCAAAGGCUCCAUCUUUGCACAAAGUUGUUGAUCCUGCAGAUAUCAUUGAGAAGACUGGAUUAGCUUAUCCACACACCUCUCACUGCCUUGCUUCUGGUGAAAUUAUGAUCUCAUGUCUUGGAGAUAAGGAUGGAAAUGCUGAAGGCAAUGGGUUUCUUAUUCUUGAUUCAGAGUUUAACGUGAAAGGAAGGUGGGAGAAACCAGGGCACAGUCCACAAUAUGGAUAUGACUUUUGGUACCAACCACGACACAACACUAUGAUAAGCACAUCAUGGGGUGCUCCCAGAGCUUUCACGAAAGGUUUUAACUUAGAGCAUCUCUCUGAAGGAUUAUAUGGCAGGCAUCUCCAUGUAUAUGACUGGCCUGGGGGCGAACUGAGACAAACACUGGACCUUGGUGAUUCAGGGCUUCUACCCUUGGAGAUAAGGUUCUUGCAUGAUCCUGCUAAAGAUACAGGUUUUGUUGGGAGUGCAUUGACAAGUAACAUGAUACGAUUCUUCAAGAACCAAGAUGGAUCAUGGAGCCAUGAGGUCUCCAUAUCAGUGAAACCACUGAAAGUGCAAAACUGGAUUCUUCCUGAAAUGCCUGGGCUUAUAACUGAUUUUCUGAUUUCUCUUGAUGACCGGUUUCUGUACUUUGUAAACUGGCUUCACGGGGAUAUAAGGCAAUAUAACAUUGAGGACGUUAAAAAUCCUAAACUGACUGGACAAGUAUGGGUUGGUGGACUUAUCCAGAAAGGAAGCCCUAUUGUAGCUGUAACAGAUGAUGGAGAAACUUGGCAAGCCGAGGUUCCAGAGAUUCAGGGGAAAAAGUUGAGAGCGGGCCCUCAGAUGAUUCAAUUGAGUUUAGAUGGGAAGCGGCUGUAUGCAACAAACUCACUAUUUAGUACAUGGGACAAACAAUUUUAUCCAGAUCUUGUCCAGCAGGGCUCCCACAUAAUACAGAUUGAUGUUGAUACUGAGAAAGGUGGUCUGAAAAUCAACCCCAACUUCUUCGUCGACUUUGGAACUGAGCCUCAUGGUCCUUCUCUUGCCCAUGAGAUGAGAUAUCCUGGUGGUGACUGUACUUCAGAUAUAUGGAUUUAAGCGCACAUCUCAUUAUUUCCCUUUGAUAAACUUAUCUAUAAUAUGUUUGCAAUGGGUUAUUUUGCUAUAAAUAAUGAUAUUGUCAAGACAGUACGCAAUUUCACAAAUGGGUUAUGCUCAUCUAAAAACCCUCUUUCUUUGUC